Myotis davidii is the source of this 1942-nucleotide messenger RNA. It is a transcript of the gene ANKRD53, whose product is annotated as ankyrin repeat domain 53. Gene Ontology annotation, biological process: positive regulation of microtubule polymerization; mitotic metaphase chromosome alignment; regulation of mitotic cytokinesis. Gene Ontology annotation, cellular component: spindle pole. Gene Ontology annotation, molecular function: protein binding. NCBI's taxonomy places the organism in Eukaryota, Metazoa, Chordata, Mammalia, Chiroptera, Vespertilionidae. The annotation marks the transcript as partial. The transcript has 5 exons. The record is from RefSeq and is a predicted model, not a curated record.
CUGAUCCAGGAGAGGGUAGAGAGCAACAAUUGCGAGUGGUUCGCAGCCGCCUUGGGCAACCUGGAAUGGUUGCGGUUCUGUCUGAAUCCGGACCUUGAGGGAUUCCUCACGGAUAACAAGGGUUUCACUGCCAUCCACUUUGCAGCCCAAAAAGGCAAGCUCGAGUGCCUGCAGGUCUUGGUGGAGGAGUACAAGUUUCCCGUGGACCUGCCCACCAAGAAUGGCCAGACACCGCUGCACCUCGUCAUCCACAAGGAGAACAAGAACGUGGUCCUCCCCUGCGUUCACUAUCUGCUUCAGCACGGGGCGGCCCUCAACACUCAGACACGCAAUGGCUCCACACCGCUGCACCUGGCAGCCCGGGAGGGCCUGCUGAGCUGUGUCAAGGUCCUGGUGAAGAAUGGCGCCAAUGUCCAUGCCCGAGAUGCCAUAGGCUGCAAGCCCAUCGACUAUUGCAAAAUAUGGAACCACCGCGUCUGUGCUCGGUUCUUGAAGGAUGCCAUGUGGAAACGGGACAAGAAGGACUUUGCCUAUGAGAUGGGGAAGCUGAAGGGGCUCAAAGGCCGCCUGGCCCUUAUGCAGCGGUACUACCUGACUGAGUACCAGGAAGAACAACAACUUCUGAGACAAGCUGAUUUCAAGAAGUGGCUCCAUCAUAAGCCACUGCCUCGAGGCCAAUCUCUGAUCCACAGCAUUGAGCAAGAGCCCCCAGCCCCUUCCAGGGCCAUCCCCGUCUCCAAGACCCCCAAGCUGUCCAAGCACUUCCACCUCUUCCCACAGGAGCACCUGCAACAGACAUCACAGCCCAAGCUGCAGCCCUCGGUGUCAUCCACACCCCACUACAGGCAUCCCACAGUUAGGCAGCCCAAGCCAUGGAAUAUUAGCAACAACCCUGCCAGAUCCCCCACCGCCCAGAUUGGCUCCCCACAGGGCAUCCGCCUGGGUGUGAAUCCAGACCCCAGCCUUGAGCACAACUUGAGCGGAUUCCUCAAGAUCAGGUCUGAUGGGCAAGGUGGUACGCACUUGUGCACGGUGACUGGCAAGCAGGUGGCCCCUGUGCCUCGGCUGCCUUUGGAGGUGAUAGUCCGUGAGCUGUACCCUCACAUGCGGCCGUGCAGGAUGAAGGUGCCCCAGGGCUUCCACUCUGUCAGCAUACAGGAUGUGGACCGGAAGCGGUACUUGGGCGACAACACCUUUUGGACCGACACUCUGGCCAUGAACUUACGUGAAACAUUUGACGAAGCCUUCCUGGCAGCAGUGCAAGCCCACCAGGGGCUCCCCAUUCUGCCCUGCCCCUAACCGCCCCCCCGCCCCCCCCCAUAAACCUAUUUCGGUAGCCUCUGGAGCUGCGGCAGGCUAGUGAAGGCUGAGGUGUGGUCAUUUAUGUUGCGGGACAGGGAACAAGGGAAGGAGUGCCCACAGGCUUCCCAUUCCCAAGAUGAAGGGUCAGAGCCCUGCCCCCCAGCAAAAGCCCGGAUCCUUGGAGACCCACCUGAGCGAUUCAAAUGAGGGCAGCAGCCCAGAGCUCAGAGUGGGGUAGGUCUGUAUCCUAGGCUCUGGCUUUGUCCAAGUAACAUUUUGGUGUCCCCUUUGCUCCCACCUCCCUCCAAACGGCCCAGCAGGGACAGGCUGAGGAACCACUGGGAGGUCUGCCUCUUGUUCAGACUCAGUCCUUCUACUAGAGACUCCGGGCCUCAUGCUUCACCUCCAGAGCCAGAUGGGGUGGCAGACGGCUAAGGUGUCACCCUGCCGUGGCUUCCCUGCCACUGUGGUUUCUGCAGGGCAGGGAGGCACAGGGGCAUGCGUGGGGGAGGGAGGGAGGAAGGACCAUGGCUUUAGUUCGAGACUAUGAAAGCACCUGUACUUCCUCCAGGCAGCUAGCCUGCUGUCCGCUGUACACAUCACUACAAACCAUUCAUUAAACAAACGUUUAUUGAGUGCU